Sphaeramia orbicularis (orbiculate cardinalfish) is the source of this 3759-nucleotide messenger RNA. It is a transcript of the gene birc2, whose product is annotated as baculoviral IAP repeat containing 2. NCBI's taxonomy places the organism in Eukaryota, Metazoa, Chordata, Actinopteri, Kurtiformes, Apogonidae. Gene Ontology annotation, biological process: negative regulation of necroptotic process; positive regulation of protein ubiquitination; negative regulation of apoptotic process. Gene Ontology annotation, molecular function: ubiquitin protein ligase activity; cysteine-type endopeptidase inhibitor activity involved in apoptotic process. Gene Ontology annotation, cellular component: nucleus; cytoplasm. The coding region runs from base 873 to 2798 and encodes 641 amino acids. The transcript has 13 exons. The record is from RefSeq and is a predicted model, not a curated record.
UUUAUUCAUAACCGGAAAUAGCGGCAGUGACGCAGGAAACGGGACUUUCCGCCCGUCUCGAGACAUUACGAAACGGUGCCGCUGAAGUUACAGGAGUGCCACUAUCCCUACCAAAAGAAGGAUAACAUUUUCUUAUUGUGAUUGUACCAUUCAACUAUGGAGGCGUAGACGCCCCAAAAGGGAUGUCCGAUACGGGGGGAGGGGUUUGAGAGCACUUAUCCCUUGGUCUGUGUGUAUGGUUGAGGGUUGAGAAUUUUUUUAUUUUACUCAUAAUCCCAUAACACAUGUUUAAGCUUAAAUGUCUAGGUAAAAUGUUGAUAAUGUAUGUGUUGAAUGCACACAAUGAUAAAUUAUUCACAGAUCCAGGGUGAUCUAACCACACCCUAAGAUGAUAAUACAGGUGUGAGAAUUAAUUUAAUUUGUCAGCUUCUGUUGUUACAGGACAGGGUGUAGUGUUUUGCACAGGGUUCUUUUUGAGCAUUAUUUAAAGGAGUGGGUAGAGAAGCAUGUAAGUUUCUAGAGUUAUGGCAAUAGCACAGAUAAUGCAGGUUGAUGUGUAAAUAAGAGGUGGUACACAGGGGAAAAGAGAACCAUUGGAUAUUGGACAUGAUAUGUUAAUGGUAGUCAGGCUGGUAGUUUUGUUUCUCGCUCACAUGAGCGCUUAAGUUUCAUACUAAGGCAACCUUCACUUUCUUUUUCACUGUCUUAACAUGUGGGUUAAACCCCCUCCUCUCUAACUUAACCUCUAUUCUUCAUUUGUGUAUGUGUAAGUGAGUGACUGAGUGAGUGAAUGAGACCUUGGGUAUUCUCAGACCUCUCCCCCCAAUGGUGGACAUCUCUUUUACCUAAUAUCACUGUACUUCAAUCCAAGAAUGGAAACACUUGUUCAGCUGAAAAACAACCAGUUUUUGAUGGGUCUGUGUCGCAACGGGCCACCACCUGAUCUGCAGUAUGACAACUCCUCAGAGCUCUUCCGCAUCUCCACUUUUGCCCGAUUCCCAGCCUCAGGAGUCACUGAACGGAGUUUAGCGAGGGCAGGUUGGUUCUACACUGGUGUUGGAGACCGUGUGCAGUGCUUCAGGUGUAAUGUGACCGCAGAAGGCUGGCAGGCUGGAGACUGUCCAACAGAGAAACACCGACAGCUCUCUCCCUCCUGCUCCUUCAUCCAGAGCCUCCCCUCUACUGCCAACCUGCUGUCCUCCUCUCACUCCGCCUUCUCCCCUCUCCGCAUCGCUCCAGCCAUACCACUCUCUGCUCCAGGCCCACCUGGUCCAAACACUUCAGUAAACCAAGGUGAAGAGCCGGUGGGCUACCUAAAUAUGGGCUUCUCUGCUCUGCCGCCUUCCAGUCCGCUUAGCUCUCGCGGUGUAGAAGACAUGUCCCAUCAAAGACCAACAUGCCACAACCCCAGCAUGCGCAGAGAGCAGGACCGUCUGGAUUCAUUUCACUCCUGGACACUCUCCAUCAUCACCCCUGCUGAGCUUGCUAAGGCUGGCUUCUACUACCUGGGCCAGGGCGACCGAGUGGCCUGUUUCAGCUGUGGAGGACAGUUGAGUAACUGGGAACCAGGUGACAGAGCUGUAUCCGAACACCAGAGGCAUUAUCCAAACUGCCGUUUUGUCCGAGGGGACAGAGCUGACAACGUGUCACUGGCUGGAGCUGCAGGUGCUGCACCUGGAGCCGUUACUGCUCAGCUAUCAGCAGGAGCUCCAAUCCUCAGUAAUGUGUCUAAUCCAGCCAUGCAGCAGAGUGAGGAAAGACUGCUCACCUUUGUCAACUGGCCAUCUCGUAUUCCUGUGAGGCCGGAUCAGCUGGCUAAAGCUGGCUUUUACUAUGUAGGUCGCAAUGAUGAUGUGAAGUGUUUCUGCUGCGAUGGAGGCCUACGAUGCUGGGAGUCUGGAGAUGACCCUUGGGUGGAACAUGCUAAAUGGUUCCCACGAUGUGAAUAUUUGCUACAAGAGAAGGGACAAGAGUUUGUUCACCAGAUCCAGGCCCGUUUUCCUCGGCUGUUUGAGCAACUUUUAACAAAUGGAGAUGGUUCCAGAGAGUUUGUGGAUCCACCUGUGGUUCACCUCGGUCCAGGUGAAGAGCGUUCCGAAGACGCCGUCAUGAUGAACACACCUGUGAUUAAAUCAGCCUUAGAGAUGGGCUUCGAUCGCAGUCUAGUCAAACAGACAGUUCAGAGCAAGAUCCUGACAAGUGGAGAGAACUACAGAACAGUCCAGGAGCUGGUGUCGGACCUGCUGAGUGCUGAAGACCAGAAAAGGGAGGAGGAGCGUGAGAUGUUAGCAGAGGCUAUGGCAUCUGAUGGCUUCACAUUUGUGAAGAGGCACCAGGCUGCACUGAUCCAGCGUCUGAAGAGCGUCGAGCCAGUACUGGAGCAUUUAAGAGAGCAAAAUGUGUUAACUGCUGAGGAGUACAGUGGUCUUCAGGCUCAGACUACGGCCCAACAGCAAACUGCCAGGCUCAUAGAGCUCGUCCUCACCAAGGGCAAUGCCGCUGCUGAGGUUUUCCGCAACUGGAUCCAGAAAAAUGAUGUCCACCUGCUCAGAGAUCUCAUGGCCCAGUCUAAUGAAGCCGCAUCACCAAGCCAAGACCUGUCAGACCUCCCCAUGGAGGAGCAGCUGCGGCGGUUACAGGAGGAGCGGACCUGUAAAGUAUGCAUGGAUAAGGAGGUCAACAUUGUGUUCAUCCCAUGUGGACACCUGGUGGUAUGCAAAGAGUGUGCACCGUCACUGCGCAAGUGCCCCAUCUGCAGAGGCCUGGUUAAAGGCACAGUCCGAACCUUCCUCUCGUAACCACCGGGCCAUGCUCCUUAUUUAUCACAGCGAGUAGUUGAAUGUAAGCAAUAUGUUUAUUUUGCAGGAAAGAAGCGCAAGGAGCUUUUACCGACUGGUGUGAAUCCAAAAACUGAUUUGAAAUGCCUUUGUGGUCUUAAUAAAGUAUGAAGAAAUAACAUUUAAGAAUUUAGACAUUUUAGAACGCCAUACUGUUCUGUAUAACUCAUAUGCUGAAGAAUUCACUUCUAGGGGUUUGUUUCUUUUUAGCAUUAAAAACAUGUUCUCACAUGAUUAUGGUUCAUACUUCACAAAGCAAACUGACUUGUUCUACCCUAAAUGCAUUUGAUUCCAGCUUUUAAGCUGAAUUUGAGAUCUCCCAUUAGUUGAUGGGAUGGAAAUUUAGCAAGAAUUGCAUCCAUUUGAAACUGACAUGAUGUAACAGCAGACCACUGCCUUUGACUUCAAUAUUAUAAAAGAUCUGUUAACCUACUGUGUCCUUCACAAAUCCCAGCUUGUGUCAAAGUUGAAUCAUGUCCAUUUUAAUAGUUCAUGCCAAAUAUAACCAAAAGAGCUGAGCAAAAGUAGAUAGACUUAAGAACUCCAUCACCUUUUACUUCUUGUUUGGCUCCUACACUGUUGUUUUUGUUGACCUUUGUUUGUAUAUAUCCUCCAAGUAAAAAAAAAAAAAAAGUUUCAGUGCAAGAGUUCAGUUUACAUUCAGAAGUUGCCAAAUAUUUAAACAUUUUCAUGCAUCUAUAGUAAGACAUAUCAAACUAGGAUGAACCACUUAAAUACAAGUUUCAGAGUACAAUUGCAACUAAAUGAUACAUACUGGAUAUAUUCACUUGUGUUUUACCAAAAAUUAAAACCUCUACUAAGACUCAGUGUCUGGAGUCCUUUCCCCCAAAAUCCAUUGAGCAACAGUUGUGGCCUGAACCAGUUUGAGUCAAAAUGUCAUGACUGUCAGCUACAUGAUAUA